Messenger RNA from Haliotis rubra (blacklip abalone), 4012 nucleotides. Its product is annotated as differentially expressed in FDCP 8 homolog A-like. The record is from RefSeq and is a predicted model, not a curated record. NCBI's taxonomy places the organism in Eukaryota, Metazoa, Mollusca, Gastropoda, Lepetellida, Haliotidae.
UGUAUUUUCGUCACGAGUUUGUUUUGGUCCAGAAGAAGGUUAGUCUAAGCUGUAUCAGGCGUUACAUUCCUAAUCAGGGCAACAUACCCAUAUAGAUAUAACUGGAAACCAGUUUCGAGGAUAUGUCCAUCGCUCAUCUGUUCAGUGCAGUGGAAGUGAAAGGAUUGCUUUGAAAUGACCAUGAAUUAAAUGAUCAAUUGAUUGCCACCUACCAGUGUCACAAUGACUUCUGAAUCAAAAGACCGUGAAAAGAGAGGAAUUAUUCACGCGUCCGAAUCUUCCACAGCCACAGUAAAAAUAAGUGGAGGUAGAAUAACCAAAUUUUCUGGAUUUGAAUCAGAUUCUGAAGAAGAGGAACAAAUAAACCAUAUUGACGCUGAUAGCCCAAUAAGAAAUGUGACCUUGACCUCAGGACAUAACAGAACUAAUCGUGAUGAUAACUUACAAUCCCUGGAUAUUCCAAGCUCCACAGUUUAUCGGAGACGUAGUGCCGCUUUCAGUGAAGGUUUACCUGAUUUUGUUAGCGUUCAUGGACGAUUUGGGUCAAGGUCAAGUGCAAGGUCAUCUGAAGGUGAUACUGUGAAAAGACAUCCUCGUGAAAAUCAGGCCAGAACAUCUGAAUCUAGUACUAAUAGCUCUCCUCAAAAAGACAGUUCAUUUCCCCGUGAGAGGUUUAAUCCUUUUAAUAAAGACAUUCAUAUGGACGAUGAUCACUUUUCCGAUUCGGCACCAAACUAUUUUCAAAGACAAGGAACACAAUCAUCAGACAGCAACAAGUCUGGGUCGGGAGGGAGUGACACAUGGACGGACAUCGGAGGGGGGAUGAUGUCAGGGACGUCCGACACUGACGACAUCACAUACGCUGACCUUGGCCUUGCGGAGGACCACUUCUCUCAACCUGAGGGUCACUUCGGUUUGAGUAGCAGUGAGGAGCUGGACCUUGCUAUAGAGAACUGCGUAGAGCUGAUCAAGUUGGCCCCUCAUAACUCUGACAAACAGAAGAACCUUAUCAGGAAACUGGUGCAACUAAGGAUGAAGAAACAGGAACUGAAAGAGGGUUCAGAGCCCGUGUCUUCAGAUGUCAAGGUUGUGGUGGGACACAAGUUCCGAGAGAAGACGAGUCGGGGCUCCAAACAUUACUGUGAGAAGUGUAACGCUGUCAUAUGGGGCAUGGUCCAAGCAUGGUACAAGUGUAUAGACUGUGGUUACAGCUGCCACGCCAAGUGCCUCAUCCUCAUCACCAGGACGUGUGCCAAGCAGCGGGUGCUUGAGAACCCCUCCUACUGUCUGUCCAUCUGUCCCCAGAAGGGUCUGGCAUCACAGAACUACAGAUGUGCAGAGUGCAAGUCUCCACUGUCCUUCAAGUCCGGAGGAGCUGAGCCUCGGUUGUGCGACUACAGCGGCAACUACUUCUGUGAGCUCUGUCACUGGAACGACCAGAUGCCUGUACCUGCCAGGGUGCUACACAACUGGGACUUCAUGCCUCGCAAGGUGUGUCGGGCGUCCAAGCAGUACCUGAAGCUGAUGACCAGCAAGGCUGUGAUCCGAAUCCAGGACAUCAAUCCCAUGCUGUUCAACUUCGUGGAGGAGCUUAGUGAAAUCAAGAAGCUGCGAGAGGAGAUGCUGGUGAUGAAGAAGUACAUCUUGCUGUGUCCCAGUGCCAUGAAGACCAAGCUGUUGCUGCUGCUGCAGGCUCGGCAGCACUUUGUGGAGAGUUCCGACAUCUACAGCAUGAAGGAUCUGAUGGACACAGACAGAUACGCGCUGCUGUCUGAACUGGCACAGAUCCAUUCGGCAUGGGCACAGCACAUCAAGACAGACUGUGAGCUGUGCCAGGCUCGAGGCUUCUUCUGUGAGAUGUGUGAGGAGAAGGAGGUGCUGUUUCCAUUUGAUAACAUCGCUGUGGUGUGUUCACAGUGCUCCAAUGUCAUACACAGACACUGUUUUGACAAACGAGGUCAGUGUCCAAGAUGUGAGAGGAGAGACAGACGGAAGGUCAACUGAUGUAAUCAAGUGCCCAGUGACUGACCAUUGAGGAAUGUUCAGAUGAACAGGUCACCUUAAAUAAUCAAGUCCAUUGACCAUUCCAGUGCCCUGUUACUGAGGGAAUCAAUGGAAAUAUGAACAGAGUGUCAUCUGACCCCAUCCAGUGUCAAUUGUCAAUGACAGAUGAGACGCAGAUGUCAGGUCAGCUGAACAUUGUGUGGCCUUUGACAGGUCACUGACAACCAAGAAUGUCAGAGGAGACAUAAACAGAAGGUCAUCUGUACUCAUGAGAGAUGGAAGGUCAGUUGAUCUCAUCCUGUGCCCUCUGAUAAGUUGUUAGAAUGGAAAUCAACAGAGAGAUGAACAAAGGGUCAGCUGAACUUUCCAGUGGCUACAAUGACAGAGGAGAGACACACAGAGGUCAACUGAGCUCCUCCAGUGUGCACAUGGUCAACUGACCUCCUACAGUGCCCACGUAGAAGUCAAUCCUAAGUGCUGACCUCCAGUGCCCACAUGGAAGUCAGCUGACCUCCAGUGCCCUCAUGGAGAUCAACUGACCUCCAGUGACUAAAUAGAGGUCAACUGACCUCCUCCAGUGCCCAUUAGGCAAGGAUUCCAGGCCAGUGCUAGAUACUGAAAUUGUCUGUGUGAAGAUUGUGAAUCAGGAGUUGUGUGAAGAGAAGGAAAAGACAGGGUGUCAGGAGAUCUCACAGGUUAAAACAGGGCCUUAGACUGUUAGCGAUAUAUGUGAUAAUACCUUUACAAAUUGUAAAUAUACCAUAUAUGUUGGGUCGUGAUAGUUUAAACGAUUGUCAACUCAUCUCACCUCACCUUAAAACUACCGACCCAAGAACACUGAUAUGGUGAGAACAAGUUGUGUUAAAGCUCAGUACCUCAGCUAUAAAAUACAAACUUUGUGGAAAGUUUUCUUUCUUUUUUUCUUCUUUGAAUAAUUGUGUAUCAAAAGCAAGAUAUGAUGCAGGCUAUUCAUUUAACAUGAAAGAUAAUGGUUGUAUAUACUUCCUCAGGGAGUAGGGUUUGUGUAUUGUGUCAAGUAUAUCUCGUCAUUUUGUGACGUGUCAGGCUGAGUUUGUGUUGCCUUAUUUUAAGUAUGAACAACUGGGCAUCAUCAACAGGUAGCUAUCUCAUUUUUGCUUGGAAAACAAUAUAAGGGCUAAAAUUCUAAAAAUAUAUAUUUUAUUUAAAUUUUAGUUCUCACUGGACCCUAGAUAAUUUGUUACAAAUAUUACAUUAUGCACUGUCAUGACUAGUAUCUAGCGCCUUCUUUUACUACUAUUUCUAUCUGGUAUAUUAGGAUAUAUUACUAUGUGCUGCUACUGCUUUUUGGAGGGUCUAAUGUGGAAUUACACAAAGUAUUUGAUUAAGACUUCAAUUUUUAUGGAAACCCCAGUUGCUGGAUAUGUUAGAUUGCAGAGUUUGUGUGCUGGUGAUUACCGGUAGGUGCUUUACUCUGAGAAUACCAGAUGGGACUCAACCCAAAAAGUACUGGAAUUUGUACUUCAUUAAUAAGUUGCCAUCCCAAAACAUAUUCAUUCCAUAGAGUUUGUCAAUGCAUAGCUUGGCAUUUGCUUAUUGUUUUCCAGAUCACUCAUCAACUUUAAAUGUUUAGUAUUCUUCAAGUUGUGGUGAAAAAAAGUGAUUUGAGGAAAUUCCAAAAUGUUAGUUUUUAAACAAUUUACUCUCAAACAAACUGGCUGACUCCUCUUUUACUCAGCAACAUCCAUAGCUCUUGUGGGGAUUAUGAAGAGCUUUAACCAUUCUAAUUAUUUAUAAUUAUUUUCAUUUCAGCAUAGUAUCAAAACUGUACAACAUGUAGCAGGUUAUCAGAACUAAGUUGUAUCACAGAGGACAAGCUCAAGGAAGAGUUGAUCCAUACAUAUCAUACAUAUUUGUAAAGUGUCAUAUAAAUAUAUAUAUGUGCAUGACUGUAUAUGGCGAACAAAUGUAAAUAUAUUUAUUCAAAUGUGUACAUGUGGAGUGAUAUUAAAUGAGCGAUAUUUAUGUA